AACGUCUGUUUAAUACUGCCAAAAUACCUCAAAAUUAUACUAGUUUUCUGAUAAAUACGUUUAUUUUUUGAUUUUUAUGUUCAAUGAAGAUGAGAAGGAAGAAGAAAAGAAAAUUGCAGCCUUGAAAAAGGUUUUUCACAAAUUUAGAAUGGGAAAUGGGAUGAGCAAGAUUCUGCCGGGACUAUAUCUGGGAAAUCUGCGAGAUAGUAAAGAUUAUGAUCAACUGAAGAAGAAUAAAGUUUCGUAUGUGCUUUCUAUCCACGAUAAUGCAACCCCUAUUUACCCGAAGCAAUUGACGUAUCUAUGCAUUCAAAUUGGGGAUAAUCCGAGCAGUCAAAUCCAAAACCAUUUCCGGGAGGCUGUUGACUUUAUUCACAGAGCCCGCGUCAAUCAAUGUGGAGUCCUAGUUCACUGCAUGUGUGGCAUUUCACGCAGCACCACGUUAGUAGUUGCGUACUUAAUGACAGUCGCAGACAUAUCAUGGCAAGAUGCCCUCAGGUGUAUCAAAUACAACAGGUCCACCGCCAAUCCCAACCUCGGUUUCCAAUCACAACUCCAGAAGUACCAGGAAACCAUCUUAGAGCAGGAACGAAAGAGGGUCCAGACUCUUUUUCCGACAUACGACCCUUUGAAAGAUCAACUUCUUCUAAAUCGCAGUCUGAAAGCAUACGAGAAGUACUGCAAAAGUAUGGAUGAAAAUAUUUUCCCCGUACCUCCAGCGGGUAAAAGGCGGUACUCAUGGGCCGUUGAGAAAGAGUUAUCAACAAAGUCACCUUCCCAGCAUACAAAACAAGUGCCUGGUUAUGGGGAGCCUUGUCUAGAAUCAACUGUUCCUGAAUUACCGUCGGCGUCAAGUACUUCAAAACCCGAGCGUAGAUAUAGUUCAGCAUUAAGUUUUCCCGCAAAUGUACCAAAAUUUACCAUAAAAAAUGAAGGUCGCGAAUCGAAUGUGUCAUUAGCCGGUCAAAUUGAUCGGAGUUCUGACCAAUCACGUCUCAUUUCUACAACACCAAAUAACCCGUCGUGCGAUGAAAAGAAGCAAAAAGGAAGCGAAACGGAUGACAAUCGAAGUAUUCGCUCAACGAGCCAUAGCGACAAUGUUUUGUCACAAUUUCACCGCCUAUCUGUAAAACAACCUCAGUUCGAUACCUUAUCAGUGCACUCCGAUAUUUUGCCUCUGACAUCAAGUGCUUCUGGUUCAUCUUCAAUUAUGAGUCAGAAUCGAAGAAAAGAAUCGCCUGAACGCAGGAACAGAAAGAAAAGCUCGCCUGUAAAGUUUGAGGUAGGCAGCUCGCCUAGUUUACAACGAAGUGCAGGUGUUUAUCGUUCCUUUAACGAAAAUCAAUACCAGCGAUCUUUGCAACGAAUAGACUCGGGCGAAUAUUAUGAUGAUUCGGAUUUCAACAGUAGCGAAGAGAAAAGUUAUCAUCGACGGAGAGCCGAAACAACAAUUUGCUAUCGUAAAUCGAAGUCACAUGGCGAGCCUUGUGAGGACUAUCUUGAAGUGCAAUAUCAUGAAUCUCGGUGGAUUCCGAGUAGCGUUGACGACGAAGAUUACGAUGCUGAAACGGAUGAGCCGAGCUUUCACCACCCUAGAUCCAGAGUAACCCGGUCCAGAAAAUACUCUGACCUUUGCCCAGAACGAACUUACCCGAACAGUACGCCGAGUUCACCUAGGCUAAGAGCCGAAAGUUCACUUGGUCGUCAAAUCCGAAACCGCAAUUCAUCUGCAAAUCAGUUCACACGUCAGUAUGAUUCGAGUUCAUAUGCACAUGCAUGUCCUGUUGGGGAACCGAAAUUAGCACGUGCAAUGUAUUCGAGACGAGAACACGACUUGUGCACGACGAGUCGGCACCCACGAGACGCGAACAAAGACGAACUUGGAAGGGACAGUAAAUCCAGAAGGUCCACCCAAUCGUUGUCCAGUUCAAGACAGUCGAUAAAUUAUCAGUUUUAAAGCACUUGUAAACUAUCACUUUCAAAAUCACUGACAGUAUAGUUUUUCCACCUGA
Messenger RNA from Symsagittifera roscoffensis, 2012 nucleotides. RefSeq names its product protein phosphatase Slingshot-like. The record is from RefSeq and is a predicted model, not a curated record. The transcript is spliced from 7 exons. NCBI's taxonomy places the organism in Eukaryota, Metazoa, Xenacoelomorpha, Acoela, Convolutidae. Bases 77 to 1957 code for a protein of 626 amino acids. Gene Ontology annotation, molecular function: protein tyrosine/serine/threonine phosphatase activity; protein tyrosine phosphatase activity. Gene Ontology annotation, biological process: protein dephosphorylation; signal transduction. Gene Ontology annotation, cellular component: cytosol.